This is a messenger RNA of Cheilinus undulatus (humphead wrasse), 1552 nucleotides long. It is a transcript of the gene fnta, whose product is annotated as farnesyltransferase, CAAX box, alpha. Gene Ontology annotation, molecular function: protein farnesyltransferase activity; CAAX-protein geranylgeranyltransferase activity. Lineage: Eukaryota; Metazoa; Chordata; Actinopteri; Labriformes; Labridae. Gene Ontology annotation, cellular component: CAAX-protein geranylgeranyltransferase complex; protein farnesyltransferase complex; cytoplasm. The transcript has 9 exons. Bases 69 to 1199 code for a protein of 376 amino acids. The record is from RefSeq and is a predicted model, not a curated record. Gene Ontology annotation, biological process: protein geranylgeranylation; protein farnesylation.
GAAGUUGCGUUGUUGUGCUUCCGGACGGAGGACCCAGCCCGGCUAAGCUAACUGAAAGUGAGUUAACAAUGUCAGGUGUGGAAGCUUUAGAUGAACCCGUGGACGUCAAAGAGGAUAAAGCGUUUGAUAUAGAGACCGAGGACCACAUCGGAGAGGAUUAUUUCAUCGACCCGACUCGAUACAUCUUCUACAGAGACAGGAAGGAGUGGGCUGACCUGGAGCCUGUUCCCCAGGAUGAUGGACCAAACCCUGUAGUGAAGAUCGCCUAUUCUGAGAAAUUUGCAGAUGUUUAUGACUACUUCCGUGCACUCCUGAAGAAAGAUGAGAGAAGUGAGCGAGCCUUCGCUUUGACUGCAGAGGCCAUCGAGCUGAAUGCUGCCAACUACACGGUUUGGCACUACAGGCGAGUGCUGCUUCAAGCUCUGUCUAAGGACCUGAGGGAGGAAAUGAGGUACAUUACUGCAAUCAUAGAGGAGCAACCCAAGAACUACCAAGUCUGGCAUCACAGACGUAUGGUAGUAGAGUGGUUGAACGAUGCUUCGGAGGAACUGGAGUUCAUCGCAGACAUUCUCAGUCAAGAUGCAAAGAACUACCACGCCUGGCAGCACAGGCAGUGGGUCAUCCAGGAGUUCAAACUGUGGGACAGCGAGCUGGAGUUUGUGGAGAAUCUUUUGGAGGAAGACGUGAGGAAUAACUCAGCAUGGAACCAGAGACAUUUUGUGAUUUCUCACACGACGGGCUUCUCUGACCCCGCCGUUGUAGAGCGGGAGAUAGAGUACUGUCUGAACCAGAUCCAGAAGGCUCCUCACAAUGAAAGCGUAUGGAACUAUCUGAAAGGGAUGCUGCAGGACCGAGGUCUGUCGUGUCAGCCAGGUUUGAUAGAAAAGAUCGUAAAGCUGAAGGAGACACACUGCUCGCCGUAUCUUCUGGCGUUUCUGUUUGACUGCUACGAGGACGCUCUGGAAACCAGCAACCAAAAAGAAAAUAUGGAGGAAGAGGAGCAAAAGCAGACUUUACAGAAGGCUCUAGAAAUUUGUGAACUUCUGGCCAAUGAGAAGGACACCAUCCGUAAGGAGUACUGGCUGUUUUUGGGACGUUCGUUAAAGAGUAAAUUUGGGAUCAUUGAUUCCCCCAGUGAGCCGAUGGCGGAUUCUUCUGAACCAUCAGUCCCUGAAUCUGGGAAACCGGCCGUCAGCUAGACCUCUACAAGCUUUGCAUCAUUUCCACUCAUAUCCUCCCUCAUAAAUACUGUCGAGAGCCACCUUUGAGUCUGAUAUUUAACUUUCCACGCUGUAUGAGUGAAGAGUGAUCACUAACUUAGAUCUGCUAAAGGGAGAGAGUUAGACCAGACAGGGGAAAGCUUAGCUCUGUUUUAAAUGGAAACAUCGAAAAGUGGAUUUAUUAUUCCGGUCUUGUUUACCCAGAAGAACGACGUAAUAAUGAGGUGGUUAAAGAUGUGAUGUAUCAUUUUUCAACUUUAAUAUCAGCUUUGGAAUUGUGGGAGUAGUUUCUCUGUAUGUGACUGAUAAUAAACGUGCUCAUGUCUUUUAAA